Molecule: messenger RNA, 1111 nt
Organism: Toxorhynchites rutilus septentrionalis
Lineage: Eukaryota; Metazoa; Arthropoda; Insecta; Diptera; Culicidae
Gene: Ubc10
Product: ubiquitin-conjugating enzyme E2 L3
Exons: 4
Coding region: 100-561 (153 amino acids)
Biological process (GO): ubiquitin-dependent protein catabolic process; protein polyubiquitination
Cellular component (GO): nucleus
Molecular function (GO): ubiquitin conjugating enzyme activity
Source: RefSeq, a predicted model, not a curated record
CAAAAUCACCAAAAUCACCUGACAUCCCUGACAACUAUAUUGCAAAUGUCAAAAGGAAAAUAGUCAUAAAUAGUUUUUUUUUGCAAAUAUACGUUCAAAAUGGCAGCCACAAGAAGACUUCAAAAGGAGCUAGCAGAUAUCCGGGCGUCUGGUCUGAAAUCGUUCAGAGACAUUAUAGUUGAUGAAGCAAAUCUUUUGUUAUGGUCAGGUUUAAUCGUUCCGGAAAAUUCACCCUACAACAAAGGCGCAUUUAGAAUUGAAAUUACGUUUCCGGCUGAAUAUCCCUUCAAACCGCCGAAAAUUUGUUUCAAAACCAAGAUUUAUCAUCCCAACAUAGAUGAAAAAGGUCAAGUAUGUUUGCCCAUAAUUAGCACAGAGAAUUGGAAACCAGCAACGAAGACUGAUCAAGUAAUUCAAGCUCUCAUAGCACUGGUCAAUGACCCAGAACCUGAGCAUCCACUCAGGGCAGAUUUAGCAGAGGAAUAUUUGAAAGACCGUAAAAAGUUCACCAAAAAUGCCGAAGAGUAUACACGGAAGCACAGCGAAAAGCGACCGGAAUAAAAUAUAUUUAUCCACAAUUGGCAUCGAAAAGCAAAUCCAAAUCACAAACACAACUUUUCGUUGUGUAAACUUAAAUUCAUCUAGUAUUUUUUUUCUCUUUUAAAUCUCUUUAAUUUAAAUGAAGGCUAAAUAAGAAGUUGUGUCGUUGAAAAUCCAACGUUAAAAAUAUGAUAAUAAUAAAUUGGAAUAGAUGAAGAUUUUUUUUUCUUUUAUUAAGCUUUGCUUUUCAUUGUAUCAUUUCAAACUCAUUUGUUGUUUCAUUUCAUUUUCGCUGUGAUCAAAUAACUUGUUGAGCUUUGAGUGCCCUUUGCCUUUUGUUAUACGUAAUAUGUAACACAUGAACAAAUAUGCUUCAACAAAAUUCAACAUGAAGCCAGAGCAAGAAACAUACUCAUACUUCAUGAGAUGGCAAAAAAUGUGUAAUUCAUUUAGUUUAGAUCGUAAAUAUGUGAACUAUGUAACACGUCUGUGACAGAAAAACUGCGUUCUAAUCAUAAUUAGACAAGGAAAAAUAUGUUCAAUAAAUAGAAUGAACGAAUGUUGAAAAAUA